Molecule: messenger RNA, 6710 nt
Organism: Anarrhichthys ocellatus (wolf-eel)
Lineage: Eukaryota; Metazoa; Chordata; Actinopteri; Perciformes; Anarhichadidae
Gene: insyn2a
Product: inhibitory synaptic factor 2A
Exons: 3
Coding region: 1072-2556 (494 amino acids)
Biological process (GO): inhibitory postsynaptic potential
Cellular component (GO): postsynaptic density
Source: RefSeq, a predicted model, not a curated record
AAAGAGCAGAGUUGCGAUACCCCCACCAUGCCUGUGGUAGUGGGGAAAGAUAAUUCAUAUCUCGUCUUCACAUUUAUGCUCAGGAUGUUGUUCCUCAGGGGAUUUGUUGCACAGUUCUCUGUCAAAAGUUUGUCUGUUUGCAGGUAACAUUUUUCAGCAUAUUCUCUUGUCUUCGUACAUUUAGAAAAUGGAAAAUGAAAACACCCCAUACUCCCAUACACUAGAGGAGUGAAAAUGGGCUCCCAAAUAGGCCCCAAACCCUGUUUUUACUUAAUAAUUAAGAGGGGAAGGUCAGACAGUGAAGAAUCCUGCUGAACCUAAUGAGCCAAAGAGAUAAACCGAGAGCAGACCUCAGGCACGGUCUACAGAGUAGUCCACAGUACACUGCCACUGUUGUAGCCUGUAGUGUAUGAGAGUGUGUGAGAAUGAGCGUGAUUGUAAGUCCAGCGUCUGAGACACCAACACUCAUCAACUUAGAGAGUGGGAGAGGAGGAACUGGUAGUCAAAAGCUGCUUUAACUGGAAAUGAUGAACAAAUGAAAAUGAUGCUUAAUAUGGAGUUUCUGGUUUCACAGAGAUGAAGAUUAUGAAAAUCUGCUAAGAUUAUUUUUAGGGCUUGCUUAAAUCACAUCAGUAAAUAAACACAGACGGAUUGGCAAGCAUAACAGACUUGUGCCAACUGGCAAUAAAAAGGAAAUGACGGUUUUCUUUCAAGGAUAAAUAUAUUGUAGAUGAUUAAGGAAACUUUAGUCUUGCAUGACAUCACCACACCUUCAGUCUUAAACGUUAAUUAACCAAAUAUCUCUGUUAUAAUCAAUUAUCAGGGGAUCUAACCUAAAAUAUAUGACAAAUCUUCUCCUUUAAAAAUUAUAUUUGUGAUGCUUUUUGACAUGCAUGAUGACAAAUGUCUAAUAAAAGGCACUUUUUGAUAAUAUUCAUUAAAUAACUGCACAGGUUCCUCCCUUCUCCCUCAACUUAGAGAGCGGGUGAGUUCUGUCAAGUAGGAUGUAAUAGUCAGGCCAUUCAUUACCGAUGAUUAACACAGCGUUUCUCUCCAUGCCUCUCAGGAAACAUGGUGAGCAAGGAGGGUGGCAAAUGCAUGCUCACCAACUCAGAGUCUGACUCGGAGGCAGCGCCCUUGCCCUCCACCUCGCUGGCACUGGAGGUGAAGUAUUCCCUGGAAGCCAGUCGACAGGUGAGGAAGAGAAACAAGGCCCUGCAAGUGCGUUUCAAGGAUAUCUGCGAGGCACAGAACGAGCAAAGGGAGGCGGAGUUGCAGGCAGCAGGGAAAGGCGGCAAGCCGAUCUCCUACAAAGUGGCGUACCGCAAGUACAUGACCGUCCCUGCCCGCCGGUCCAUCCCGAACGUCACCAGGAGCACAGGCGUGCAGACGUCCCCCGAUCUGAAGAAACGCUAUCAGACCUUUCCCUUUGAGCGCAAAAAAGGCCACACCUUUAAACACGUGGCGGCCGUGGAAACGUAUAGAGGUCAGAAUAACGGUUUUGUCAUGGAGGUAAAGCAGUCCAAGGCUGCUGAGCAGGGUUUAGAUGAGGAGGAGGAGGGAGCCUGCGGUGGGAGUGGAGUCCGGAGGACCAGGGCUCUGCUCCAUACUAAUGAGUGCAUUGCCACAGUGGAGCAGCACACUGCACCUGAUGGCCUGUGCUCUGACGCUCUGCAGCUCAGUUGCUCUGCAGACACAGACUGCCUUGCCGGCACACAGCGAGGAAGCCGAGCCGGAGCGCAGGCUGAGUACCAGCUCUGCAGUGUCCCAUCCAAAGCCAGGACAGGAUUACAACACAGGGAGGCCGAUACAGAGCGCUCGGCAAAGAGGCAGCUGCAUAAUCUGGAGGAGGGCUCGUCCCGGACCCUGCCGGACAGGGCCUCCAAGGUUACGGGCCCCAUCGCCUGGAACUCCCUCACGCAGGUGGAGUGCCUGGAAAGUCCGUCUGUGCGUAGCAAGCGGAAGAAAGCACUGCAGCUUAACGGGCUGCAGAGUGAGACACUACCACGUUCCAGCAGAGGCUGUACAACACAGGCACAGUGCCACACAGGACAGCUAUCUGCCCGGCCUCUACGGGGCAUGGAUGAGCCUCUGACACCCUGUAGAGGUGGCGAGGCUCGUGGGGCAGCUCCCGACCACACACGGGAGGCCUGCAAGCAAAUAGUGCCUAUGAAUCAGGACGGGGAUGUUAAAGCACAGCUCCAGGCCAUGGAAAAUCUCAUCAGCUCCAGCCAAGAGACCAUCAAGGUGCUGCUGGGGGUCAUCCAGGAACUGGAGAAGGGGGAGGCCCACAGAGAAGGACUCACCUAUCGAACAGGACAGGACACGGCCAACUGCGACACAUGCCGGAACAGCGCAUGCAUUAUUUACAGUGUGGAGCUGGACUUCAAGCAGCAGGAGGACAAGCUACAGCCGCUGAUGAUGAGGCUUUGCCCUACGCCGGACGGCCACUUCGCCUCCCUGCCUUACCCCCAGGAGGCCUUCACCUCCACCCCAAAACGCAAGUCCAAAGCUGACUCCAAGAAGCACGCUCGCUGGAAACUUUGGUUCCUGUGAAAACGCGGAACCGACAACCUCACCCGCUACUGAUGCACAGGAUUUAUGCGUCCGUCUGGUCGUCCAAAUUUGUUUAUCCAUCUUCUUCGGUUUUUUUGCAGACCUGGUGACUAAUGGAGAGCGCCACCACUGGAUACUGAGAGUCCCCCGUCAGAGACGACAGGAUGUGUAAUGGGACACGGGUGCGGAUUCCAUGGAAAAUUCUAAAUGUCAUGCUUACCAAAAAACGGAUUCAGAGUUAUUUUUGAACUCAUUUCUUCAAACAGGGUGUGAAAUUACACCAGGGCAACAUAUUUGGAGAUCAGCAAGGUGAAAAGACAAAUUUGAUUUCCCUCCGUCUAUUUGCAUAUAUUUUUCUAGCAGACGUCUACGGGGUCCUAUUCUACGAUGACGGUUCAGUGACCGUCACAUUUCUAUUCACCUGUUGGGACUCUGACUUUCUUGCCAGCCUCCAGGAGAGGUUAUCACAGCAUAUCACCGUACUGCUAAAGCACAAUUAACACCGUUCAGGAUACAUUUUCUCCAGAGUAAUUUAAAAAAUAACUAUUUUGAGUAUCAACUCACGUAUGUAGAUCGCCGACUAACUACGACAGAUUGAAGACUUUCAUAAUAUCUAAAGAAGAGACCUAAAGGACAAAGAAGUCAGAGAUGUUUAUUGGAGUUCUACGAUCAACUUUCUAUCCAUCUCUAAAAUGUCUCCUUGAAUCAACUGACUUUGAAGUAAAGAAUGAAUAAAUAACACUUAUUUUCUUAAUAACAUUUGCAAAGUUAGACAUCAAUGUACUUUUUUCUAUAUAAAUAUAUAUAUCUAUAUACAUUCACUUUAAGGUUUAGUGGAAUAUAUUGAUUUGAGCUGCAGUGAAGGGGCUGUGCAUUACAAAAACAAAACACUCCCCUCAUUGAAACCCAACACCCGAAAGUAAACGAGUCCAAUCAAACUUCAUCAGUAUAGAAUAGCAGUGUUCCGUUUCAACAGAGAAAAUCAAGUUUAAAGAUACUUUAUUGCUUCAAUCAUGAAACCAAGUGCAACAGCUAAUGUUGGUUCUGAGCACACGUGAGGGGCAACAGAAGAUAGCUGUGAUUGUAUUGCUGCAGCAUCCUGCACCAGCUACUCCGUUAGCUGCUGAAACCAAGCCAGAGAGACUGAAUGUGCCACUUCUGAUCACAACCAGGGCUUCUACAGUGCAGGGUGGCAGGCGUGUAGCCUUGCAUGCUUUUUACAACUUUUGCAGGAGAUUUUCUAGCUUUUGAAGUAACCAUUUUUUUUAAAGAGAAUGACAAAAGUUUUGCCCCACCCCCUCUUUUCUUUUUUUUUUUAUACUAGCUCCUGCUCAUCGCUUCCCGUCUAUUCGAUUGUAAAGUAAAAACUCUUGUUGUAGCGCUACACAGGGUUCACAGACUAUGUACAGCCAAAAUAAUAUUUGCGUUUACUCUAUAUCAAUACAUGUCGUAUAGCAUCAAAUAGGGCUAAUACCAUAUUAAUGAGUGGGGACGCAGCCAAAAGAAACCGCUACGUCGACAGCGCCUGCAGGAGCUUAGAACUGAAGUCACUCUCAAAGCCAAAAACACUGCCCCAAAAGACAGGAAAUGCGCCAAAGUGGUUUCAAGGGCAUAAAAGAAGCAUCUACUCUCACAAUAUACCUUGCAAACUACUAGACGUCGCUGGUUUGACCUCCACAAGCUCCACCAUGCUGCUUUCUGUUGGCUACAUGUGAUUCACACCUCCACUCUUGUACAUGCCGGGUAGGUUUCUUUCAGUAGUUAUGCUGUAGCAUCAAGAGAGAAUUAGAUGUUUAUCUGUACCUUAAAGAAGUGCAAUUGAUUGAAUAUGUGCAAUACUGUGUUUUUCUACUGUUUUUAAAAAAAAAUAAAAUAAUAAAGAUAUUUAAUAUGCAAAAUAUGAAAAGUAAAAACGGACAUCUACAUAGCUCUGAAAGUCUGGAGAAGACCGACUAUAAUUCGCAAAGGAGAAUAGUAGCAUAGUAAGCAUCAUAGCUCUACUUUCACCAAAGCAAACAAACACUGCUAGCUCUUUUGCCGUUAUUUGCACCAUUAACGGCAAGAAGCGGCUCAGCCGUCACCGUGUUGCGAGGCAUUAUAAAUUCCCCCAAUCACGUAAAAAGCACGUCCAAGCACUUAACAAUAAAAGAUAUUUUAUCACUUACCUUUGAUGGUAUUUAGCAAUUAGCAUCUGUUUGAAUUACAUUUGUUCAGGACUGUUGUGACGUCUGGAUUAUCAAGUGUUGCCGGAAAAGUAUGUUGCUUUUGACAUUUUUCAAAGUCGUGAGCACCUCAAGUGAAAUGUCAUUCACCUCAACUGCAAUUAAGGCGUCAGCAGAAAUCUCAGACGAAUAUCUCAAAACGUGUGCCAACAAAACUAAAACUAUAUGCAUGGGCAAACACGUCUGUGGGGUACGUGAGGAAAUGUCAUGUCGUAUUUGGAGUGAACCAAACGUGAAAUUUAGGAUUUCAUUUAGGCUUAGUUUGAAAAUUCCAGUAUGCAAAACAAUCAACUCGACAAUUAUGUGACGAAAAGCAGGAGGUAAGGUUGAAAAUCCACCUAAAACCAGCCCUGCAUCUCUUUGAUGUAGUGGGGCGGCACAAUGCGGAGCAGAAUACAACAGAGGGAUAAGCAGCGAAGGGCUUUUGGUGCAGGCAGUCAACCUUCCUAAGAACCUGCUUCUGAUCCAAAGCUUGCACUCAUGGCACAGUUUUUGCCCCUCACCAUUAUUACAUCAAUGCUGUGUGUGGUGGACCUUCGGACAUGUCCAUGUGGUCGUGUGCGUGCAUGCUGCGGCCUGAUGUUGCCGCAGACCAGCAGCGAGGUGAACUUGUGAGGUAAACUGGGGACAAAGCUCUGAGUAAAUGCCCCAGAGAAGCAGAGUCACCCUCACAUGGAUGCAUAAAGCUGCAGGGACUGAUGUUGCUCGAGGGCAACACUGCACCCCCCCCCUCUCCUCCUUUCACCCAGUGGAGGGCCAUCUUUACAGGGCUACCCUCGAGUGGUUGUUAACAGCACAGCACUGAGGGUACAAACAAGAACCCCAGCUUCACAUCUCGAAUUCUUACACCCUUUAACCGCAGUCCUCCGUGGUUUGAAGGUGACGAGCGUCACCACGCGACUCCCGGCGGUUUUCACAUAGCUUUGACAGUGAGCACGCGUCUGACGUGAGUUGUCGCAGGGUCAAUAUACUCGAGAGGAUGCUCUGUCAAAGUUUCAGCACAGGUGGAGAGGAGAGGUGCAGAGAGUGAGUGAUAAGUGCACGUUUGAGGCAUUAUGAUUCAGUGCCAUAUCUCACUAUGCUUCUUUUCUGUGAGAGCUCUGCAGCAGUCUGGCCAGCGGGGGUGGGGGGAAGAGAGAGAGAGAGAGAGAGAGAGAGAGAGAGAGAGAGAGAGAGAGAGAGGAAUAUGUGGACGGAAACAGAUAUAAAGACAAAGAUAAAGAGAGUGAGUGAUACAAAGACAGAGCCGCAGAUACCGAUCUGAAUUGAGAUGGCUUUGUUGCAAGAUAUUUGGUCAGCGAGUGCAUGCAGCAAAGAACGAGCUCCAGCCCCUAUAGUUCCAUACUGUCAAUCAAUAGCACAAGUCCUUCCCCUGCAGCUUUCCUCUCCAUUCCUUCUGCACACUGCAGGUAAAUCGGCAGGAUAACCAGGAAGCAAUGCAGCCAACUCUGACCACAACAUUCAAGUAGAGCUCAGGUCUGUUAGGUAUACGGUAUUAUUGAUUUUGACAUUUAGGUGUUAGCUGACCAUGCAAAGCAAAAUUGCAAAGGUCAGUAUGGCUAACAUGACAGGAUAAGAAAAACACAAAGCUUUGCUUUUAUUGGUUUGGUUGGAACUUUAAAAGCAGAGGAUUUUCCCAGCAGCAUCUUACUACCCGUGUGUAUCAGGGCUCAUCCAGAGGCUUAAAACAGACGGAAACUGUAAUUCAAGGGCAUUAAGGUAGAACGUGGUCAUUUCAGCACGGACUGCCAAUAUCUUUCUGCUACUAUACGAAUGUAAAUGUAUUCACAAGGACUCAUCUCAACCUGCGUGAGGGUGGACAUGAAUAUAAAGAUACAGCCUGCUGGGAUGUCCGACGAUGCAAAUGUGCGGCGGAGCCGUGCGAGUCGCUAACAGGCGUAGCACUGCGGUGACAACACACAACAAAACCGA